AUGAGAUCCUUGGCUUUCGCGACCACAAUCGGCGUGACCCUGAGUGUGAACUAUCUGAUUGAUAGCUAUCACGAUAUCAGCGGAGAUGCGAUUGUGACUGUUAUCUUGGUCCGCAACACCAUGUCCUUUGCCGUCAGCUACGGAAUCACGCCCUGGCUGAUGAACCUUGGUUAUCAGAAUUGUUUUAUCUCUGCUGCUUUCAUCGGCAUGGCCACGUCGUCGGUUUUCUUCGUCAUGAUUAAGUAUGGAAAGAAAUUUCGAAUUCGCAGCGCCAGCAAGUAUCACAGACUUGUCAGUGCCGCAGAGUCGAAAUGGUAG
Verticillium dahliae VdLs.17 is the source of this 318-nucleotide messenger RNA. RefSeq lists its product as uncharacterized. The record is from RefSeq and is a predicted model, not a curated record. Lineage: Eukaryota; Fungi; Ascomycota; Sordariomycetes; Glomerellales; Plectosphaerellaceae. Gene Ontology annotation, biological process: transmembrane transport. The transcript is spliced from 2 exons. Bases 1 to 318 code for a protein of 105 amino acids. Gene Ontology annotation, molecular function: transmembrane transporter activity.